AUAACAUAAUUAAAUAACAAGACUGCUCACUACGCCAAUUAAUAAUUUAUUGAGUUCAUGCGUUUAAAUUCUAUCGAAUUUAUGAUAAAAAUAGAAAAUAUAUACGUAAUUAUUACUCAUACAAACGUCCUACAUUCAAAAUCGUCUGUAGAUUUGCUAAACUAUGCAUAAAAUUAUAAAUUAGUAAUUCAUUUUUUUUUCAAUUAUAUUCAUUACUUUUCUUAAACAAUUUAUUAACUAAUUAAAAAUUAAAUAUGAAUCAUUUAAAAGCUUUCGAAUCUGUCAAAAAAGUAUUUGACCUCGCAGUUCAAAGUGGUAGAUUUAGUAGAAAUUUUGAUAAGGUAAAAUUAACAUCAGCUGGUAAUGGCAAGUGUGUGGCAGAAAUGAUUGUUGAAGAUGUCCAUAGUAAUAUUUAUGGAACACUACAUGGUGGUUUUACUUCAUCUGCUAUAGAUUUUUUUUCCAGUUUGGCUAUGUUAACACAUCCUAAAAUUGCAUAUAAUAUAGAUUCGUUAUCUAAAACAGGUGUUUCAGUUGAUAUUCACGUAUCGUACUUGGCAUCAGCAAAAAUUGGAGAAGAAGUAAUCAUUAAUGCAGAAACGAUUAAAUUUGGGAGAAAUUUAGCUUAUCUUGAAGUAAUUAUGACAAAAAAAACUGAUAAUAUUGUAAUAGCAAAAGGAUCACAUACAAAAUUUGUUGUUCUUUCACAAACAUAAUAGUCAUAACUAGUCAUUAUCUUUAGAAUAAUUAUAAAAUAAUAAUAACUUUAUUGUAUACUUUAAUGUAUUUUUUUAACUUAAUAAAUAGGAAUAACUAUAAAAAAAAA
Daktulosphaira vitifoliae (grape phylloxera) is the source of this 826-nucleotide messenger RNA. RefSeq names its product acyl-coenzyme A thioesterase 13-like. Gene Ontology annotation, molecular function: fatty acyl-CoA hydrolase activity. The record is from RefSeq and is a predicted model, not a curated record. Lineage: Eukaryota; Metazoa; Arthropoda; Insecta; Hemiptera; Phylloxeridae. The transcript has 3 exons. Bases 255 to 716 code for a protein of 153 amino acids.